CGAAACGGAGGGCGGGGUGGGAGGUACCUUUGACUGAGCUCUCUCUGGAAAACGGAAGCUCUGAUUAGAGCCACUGGAAGGUACUGGUUAGGGACUGAGACCCUAACCAGGAGCGAGGACUGAGACCCGAACCAGUCCAGCAAACUUUACAAUUGGGAACCUGAAUCCAGACUCAGAUCCCAAAUGGCGCAAUGGGAGAUGCUGCAGAAUCUCGACAGCCCAUUUCAGGAUCAGCUGCACCAGCUCUACACAAAUAGCCUCCUGCCAAUGGACAUUCGACAGUACUUGGCUGUCUGGAUUGAAGACCAAAACUGGCAAGAAGCUGCAUUGAGCAACAAUAAUUCCCAGGCUAACAUGCUAUUCCUCCACUUCGUGGAUCAACUAAACUAUGAGUGUGCCCGCUGCAGCCAGGACCCCGAGUGCUUGUUGCUGCAGCAUAACUUGCGAAAAUGUUGUCGGGACAUUCAGGCCUUUUCCCGGGGUCCUAUCCAGUUGGCUGAGAUGAUCUUUAAUCUCCUUCAUGAAGAAAAAAGAAUUCUGAUCCAGGCUCAGAGGGCCCAGGCGGAGCAGGAAGAGCCAGCCCUCCAGGCACCUAUAGAGAGCCAGCAGCACGAGAUUGAGUCCCGGAUCCUGGAAUUAAGGGCUAUGAUGGAGAAGCUGGUAAAAUCCAUCAGCCAACUGAAAGACCAGCAAGAUGUCUUCUGCUUCCGAUACAAGACCCAAGCCCCAGUGAGGACACCUUCUUUGGACCCCCAUCAUACCAAACAGCAGCAGCUUCUGCAGGAAACUCUCAAUGAAUUGGACAAAAGGAGAAAGGAGGUGCUGGAUGACUCCAGAGCACUGCUAGGCCGAUUAACUACCCUAAUUGAGCUACUGCUGCCUGAGUUGGAGGAGUGGAAAGCCCAGCAACAGAAAGCCUGCAUUGGAGCCCCCAUGGUCAGAGGGUUAGAACUUGUCCAGCUAGAGAAGUGGUUUACUGAUGGAGCAAAGCUAUUGUUUCAUCUGCGGCAGCUGCUGAAGGAGCUGAAGGAAUUGAGUCUCUUGGUUACCUAUCAGAAUGACCCUCUGACCAAAGGAGUGGACCUGCAGACGGCCCAGGUUAUAGAAUUGCUACAGCGGCUGCUCCACAGAGCCUUUGUGGUAGAAACUCAGCCCUGUAUGCCACAGACUCCCCAUCGACCGCUCAUCCUCAGGACUGGGAGCAAGUUCACUGUCCAAACAAGGCUGCUGGUAAGACUCCAGGAAGGCAGUGAGUCACUGACGGCAGAAGUCUUUAUUGACAGGAAUCCUCCUCAAUCACAAGGCUUCCGGAAGUUCAACAUUCUGACCUCAAACCAGAAAACUUUGACCCCUGAGAAAGGACAGAGUCAAGGCUUAAUCUGGGACUUCCGUUACCUGACUCUGGUGGAGCAACGUUCAGCUGGUUCAGGAAAGGGCAACAAUAAGAGUCUGCUUGGUGUGACAGAGGAACUGCACAUUAUCAGCUUCAUGGUCAAAUACACCUACCAGGGUCUGAAGCAGGAACUGAAAACGGACACCCUCCCCGUGGUGAUUAUUUCGAACAUGAGUCAACUCUCAGUUGCCUGGGCCUCAGUUCUCUGGUUCAAUCUGCUCAGCUCAAACCCCCAGAAUCAGCAGUUCUUCUCCAGCCCCCCCAAGGCCCCCUGGAACUUGCUGGGCCCUGCUCUCAGUUGGCAGUUCUCAUCCUACGUUGGCCGAGGCCUCGACCAAGACCAGCUCAACAUGCUGAAGAACAAGCUGUUUGGACAGAACUCUGGGAAGGAGUGUGCGAUGUUGUCCUGGGCUGACUUCACUAAGCGUGAGAGUCCCCCUGGAAAGCUCCCAUUCUGGACAUGGCUAGACAAAAUUCUGGAGCUGGUACAUGACCACCUGAAGGAUCUAUGGAAUGAUGGACGCAUCAUGGGCUUUGUAAGCCGGAGCCAGGAGCGCAAGUUGCUGAAGAAGACCAUCUCUGGAACCUUUCUGCUGCGCUUCAGUGAAACAUUGGAAGGGGGCAUUACCUGCUCCUGGGUGGAACACCAGGACGAUGAUAAGGUGGUCAUCUACUCUGUGAAGCCCUUCACCAAGGAGGUGCUGCAGUCACUCCCGCUGACCAAAAUCAUCCACCACUACCAGCUGCUCACUGAGGAGAACAUACCGGAGAACCCACUAUGCUUCCUCUACCCCCGAAUCCCCCGGGAUGAGGCUUUUGGGUGCUACUAUGAGGACAAAGUUAAUCUCCAGGAACGAAAAAAAUACCUGAAACAUAAGCUCAUUGUGGUCUCUAACAGACAGGUGGAUGAGCUGCAACAACCACUGGAGCCUAAUCUGGACCCAGAAGUGGAGUCAUUAGAGCUGCCUUCAGGGCUGGCACCAUGGCCAGAGCAAGAACUAGGUCUGGAGAUAGAGCCACUGCUACAGGCAGGGCUGGAUCUGGGGCCAUCGCUGGAGUCCACACUAGAUGCAGUACCAGAGACAAACCUGGGACCAGAACUGAGGCUGGAGCCUAUUCUAGAGCCUAUUCUAGAGCCAGUGCCAGAGCCAGAGUCAGAUUUGCCCCAUGAUCUGAGACACUUGAACACUGAGGAAAUGGAAAUCUUUAGAGACAGUAUGAAGAUUGAAGAAAUCAUGCCAAAUGGAGACCCACUCUUAGCUGGCCAGACCACCGAGGAGGAGGCUUACAUCUUCCACCCCAGCCAUUUCUACACAGAUGGGCCCUUGAUUCCUUCUGACUACUAGGAACUAUGUUUCCUCUGUUCUUUCCAUAUCUUUUUACCCCUGCUCACCCCCACAUCAUGAUGUUCUCCAAGUGUAGGAAAUCAGACAUGUGUCCCUUCUAAGCUGGGUGAACCCUGUGACUUGGAGUGAAAGGUACAAGCAUAAUGUGGGCCAUAUGUUGGCCAUUGCUCUAACUAGGAUGCUGGAGGCUGCCUGCUGCCCUGGGAGGCACAGUGGUUUUAGGAGCAGGCCAGGACAGUUAGAUACACGGAGAGUUCAGAGAAGUUGCUUCUUUCUGGUGUGGAAGGGUUUCAGCAUUUUAAUAGCCAGUCAGACCAACCUCAUUCCCACUAGCAUUGGCUCUGAGUGGGGAAUUGACCCAUGACAGGGCUCCAUUUCUCCCCUCACGUGUAGGAUAACCCUCCCCUUCCUCCUUCCCCUCACUCCUGAGUCAAGCCCUACAUUUCCUCUUUUCCUAUAGAGACUGAGAGCUUUCUGCCUCAGCCACCAUGUGAAGCUUCCCUCUGAGGGAGGGAGGAAGAGGUAGACCUCCUCUUCUUACCAGUCUCCUACCCAGCCCCCCAAGCUGGCCACACCCAUUCCUCCCUGGAAAAAUGAUCCUAACAGCCUCAUGUGCCUGUGAAGCUUUGCGCAAUAACUUAUCCUGCCCGGUUUCCAUUUUCCCAAUGUUUAGGAGACAAAGCACUCCUGGAGGCAAGGGAUGGUAUGGGUGCUGGGGAUUGAGUUACACUUUUUAUAGUAUGGAUGGAACUUGGUAUUUUUAACAGAGGAAGAGAAGCCCUGGGUCUUACAUAUUUCUCUAUUAAAAUACCAUCCCUUCCUUUUGUACAAUAUAUUGUUUACCUGAAAAGAUGGUUUCUAUUCCCUGGGCAUGGACCUGGAAGUCCCUGGAACUUAGAACUGUGAAGGUCCCUCAUGGAGCUCUGGACAACAUCACACCUUAGCCAUUCCCAGGGAACCCCAGGACAACUGUUGCUUUAAGAAGUGCUUCUAGGAGAACCUGCGAUGUAAAUGAAAGCUCUACACAUGUAGUUUUCUGCCUGGUAUGUUACAGCAGCAAUUUUCAACCUUUUCAUCUCAUGGCAUAUAUAAACUAAUGACUAAAUUCUGUGACACACCAAAAAAAAACAUUUUUUUCUGAUCUGACCAAAAAAAAAAAAAAAAACAAAAUAGGUGUAAUUCUGAUUCAUUCGUACCAUAUGGCUAUUGUGUUGGCUGUUAUCUUUUUUUUUUUCCUUGCGGCACGCUGGUUGAAAAUCGCUGUGUUAGAGAAACAGUAAUAUUCAGAAAGAGGCCCAUCUGAGCAGAAGUGGCUAAUAACCUUUGUGCUGACCUAGAAAUGUUUUCUCUUUGAAUUUCUUUACUUCUCUGCUCACAAAGACUAAUGUUCUUGAGGACACCAGCAGGUCAUGUAGGAUCAAGGUCAGCAAAUCAUGGCCUGUCUUCCACCCACCCCAGUAUACCCCUUUCAUUAUGUUUCUUCUUACCUCCCUGUUUAGAGCAGCCUUUCCUGACCCAUAGCAUUUUCUAGGGGUGCUGAAAGCUAUAUGUGGGGAGGGGGUGAGUAGCUACAUAACUAGCCUGUUGUUCCUUAGCUGGUUAGUGCCAAAGCCAAAUUUUAAACCUGGGUCUGCCUGACUCCAAAGCCCAUGUCUCUUUUUGAUGUUGUGAAGAUGGAGAAAAGGAUGGGCAAUAAUCACUAUCCCCUUCUUAGACUCUUUCUAAGGUAGUUUAUAACCAGACUCCCUUCUGAGAGGGCCCACAGAGAUCCAUCGAAGGAGAAUUCCAGUAGUUUUAGGGACUUACUUUUCCUAGAAUGCCCUUCCUGCUCGAACAACUCUGACUUUGAUCCUACAGUGAUCGGGAUUUUGUCUUUGGCCAAAUACACUCUUGGCCCAGAAAGCAGGGAAGGAGCCACUGGGUAGUGGACCAAGAGAGGUGCCCCAUUUCCUAAUCUCAGCCUCUUGUAAUCUCUUUCAUCUUGCUUAGCCGUACAGGGAUCAAGACCAAAAAGAUCCCAGUUAUGCUAUAUGUUAAGGGGUCAAAAGGAAGUAUCAUCUCUACCAUAGUUCUGCAGAGUAGAAGAGGGAUGCAUAUUGUAGUCCCUUGUCCCUAUAUUUCAUUUGUCUUUUCCCCCAACCAAAUCUAGAAAUGAGACUCAAAUACUUCAUAAAUAAGUUUAUUUUAAAAAGUACAUAAUUAAGUAUAAAUAUAAUAAAUAAUCCUCCCUCCUUAUAUUGCUGCCAAGAGGAUAAAUAACCCCAAUUUUCCCUUCCCAUCUAAUAAAUACUCAACAAGAACUAGGUCAACAUCGUAAAUUCGCCAGUAUUGGUAAUUUUUCAACACAUGCAAAUCCCAUUAGAUUAAUGGACUGCCCUGGCUGGUGUGUCUCAGUGGACUGAGCGCCGGCCUGCAAACCGAAGGGUCACUGGUUUGGUUUCCAGUCAGGGCACAUGUUUGGGUUGUGGGCCAGGUCCCCAGUAGAGGAUGAGCAGAAGGCAAACACAUUGAUGUUUCUUUCCCUCUCUUUCUCCCUCCCUUCUUCUCUCUUUAAAAAUAAAUAAAUAAAACCUUAAAAAAAAAUGGACUGGCUCUAGCUGGUGUGGCUCAGUGGUUGAGCACUAGCCU
Messenger RNA from Pteronotus mesoamericanus, 5367 nucleotides. It is a transcript of the gene STAT2, whose product is annotated as signal transducer and activator of transcription 2. Lineage: Eukaryota; Metazoa; Chordata; Mammalia; Chiroptera; Mormoopidae. The transcript is spliced from 24 exons. Bases 184 to 2739 code for a protein of 851 amino acids. Gene Ontology annotation, biological process: regulation of transcription by RNA polymerase II; cell surface receptor signaling pathway via JAK-STAT; defense response. Gene Ontology annotation, molecular function: DNA-binding transcription factor activity, RNA polymerase II-specific; RNA polymerase II cis-regulatory region sequence-specific DNA binding. The record is from RefSeq and is a predicted model, not a curated record.